Messenger RNA from Echinops telfairi (small Madagascar hedgehog), 2050 nucleotides. RefSeq names its product anaphase promoting complex subunit 5 (gene ANAPC5). Bases 75 to 1934 code for a protein of 619 amino acids. The record is from RefSeq and is a predicted model, not a curated record. Gene Ontology annotation, molecular function: protein binding. Gene Ontology annotation, biological process: positive regulation of mitotic metaphase/anaphase transition; protein K11-linked ubiquitination; anaphase-promoting complex-dependent catabolic process. The transcript has 14 exons. Gene Ontology annotation, cellular component: anaphase-promoting complex. NCBI's taxonomy places the organism in Eukaryota, Metazoa, Chordata, Mammalia, Afrosoricida, Tenrecidae.
ACUGGUGCUGGUGUUCUGCGCGGUGGAAACUUGCCGUGGUGGCCUUGGGGCCCCGUGCCUUAGGCUCGGUCACCAUGGCCAGCGUCCACGAGAGCCUCUACUUCAACCCCAUGAUGACCAAUGGGGUGGUGCACGCCAACGUGUUCGGCAUCAAGGAUUGGGUGACACCGUAUAAGAUCGCGGUGCUGGUGUUGCUGAACGAGAUGGGCCGAACGGGCGAGGGCGCCGUCAGCCUCGUGGAGCGGAGGAGGCUCAACCAGCUGCUCCUACCGCUGCUGCAGGGCCCGGAUAUUACACUGUCCAAACUGUACAAGUUAAUUGAAGAAUCUUGUCCUCAACUGGCGAAUUCAGUCCAGAUCAGAAUCAAACUGAUGGCGGAAGGAGAACUGAAGGACAUGGAGCAGUUUUUUGAUGACCUCUCGGAUUCUUUUUCGGGAACUGAGCCAGAGGUUCACAAGACAAGUGUAGUAGGUUUAUUUCUACGUCAUAUGAUUCUGGCCUACAGUAAGCUUUCUUUCAGUCAAGUGUUUAAACUCUACACUGCCCUUCAACAGUACUUCCAAAAUGGUGAGAAAAAGACAGUGCAAGAUUCGGAUAUGGAACUGACAAAUAGAGAGGAGGGCGAAAGAAAGAUGGAGAAAGAGGAGCUCGAUGUAUCUGUCAGAGAAGAAGAAGUAUCCUGCAGUGGACCUCUUUCCCAAAAGCAAGCAGAAGUUUUUCUGUCUCAGCAGGCUUCUUUGUUAAAGAACGAUGAGACGAAAGCCCUCACACCAGCGUCUUUGCAGAAAGAACUGAACAACCUGUUGAAAUUCAAUCCUGAUUUUGCUGAGGCGCAUUAUCUCAGCUACCUAAACAAUCUCCGGGUCCAAGACGUGUUCAGUUCUACACAUAGCCUGCUCCAUUAUUUUGACCGCCUGAUUCUGACCGGAGCUGAGAGCAAAAGUAACGGGGAAGAGGGCUAUGGCCGGAGCCUACGCUACGCUGCGCUGAACCUGGCUGCCCUGCACUGCCGCUUUGGCCACUAUACUUCCGAUGAAAACCCUGUGGAUCACAUUUCUACUCCUGAGGUCCUAUACCAAGAAACGAUCGGACAAGGAUGCAAAGAGGGUUGUUUCGCUGCAGCUUCUGAAGUGUUAAAACAUUUGAAGGAACGAUUCCCACCCAAUAGUCAGCAUGCCCAGUUAUGGAUGCUCUGUGAUCAGAAAAUCCAGUUUGACAGAGCAAUGAAUGAUGGCAAAUACCACCUUGCUGACUCACUCGUUGCUGGAAUUACGGCUCUCAAUAGCAUUGAGGGUGUUUACAGAAAAGCUAUGGUGCUGCAAGCUCAGAACCAGAUGUCGGAGGCACACAGGCUCUUGCAGAAGCUGCUGGUCCACUGUCAGAAGAUGAAGAACACGGAGAUGGUGAUCAGCGUCCUGCUCUCGGUGGCCGAGCUAUACUGGCGAUCCUCAUCCCCUGCCAUUGCGCUGCCUGUGCUCUUACAGGCUCUGGCCCUCUCCAAGGAGUACCGGCUACAGUACUUGGCCUCCGAAACAGUGCUGAACUUGGCUUUCGCUCAGCUCAUCCUCGGAAUCCCUGAACAAGCCUUGAGUCUUCUCCAUAUGGCCAUUGAGCCCAUCCUGGCCGACGGGGCUGUCCUGGACAAAGGCCGUGCCAUGUUCCUGGUAGCCAAGUGCCAGGUGGCUUCCGCAGCUUCCUAUGACCCAUCAAAGAAAGCAGAAGCUCUGGAGGCGGCCAUUGAGAACCUCACAGAAGCCAAGAGCUACUUCACCAAGGUCGACUGCAAAGAGCAGAUCAGAGACGUUGUUUACUACCAGGCCCGGCUCUAUCAGGCCCUAGGGAAGACCCAGGAGAGGAACCGCUGCGCCAUGCUCUUCAGGCAGCUGCACCAGGAGCUGCCCUCUCAUGGGGUGCCCCUGAUCAACCACCUCUAGCAGGGCCUUGCCACCUGGACCAACGACUGUGGACUUGUUCAGCCUUGUUCCCCUCACAGGCUAUGUCUGUAAUGCGCUGACCCUCUUGUCAAUAAACUGCUUUUCCUGUGGUUUUA